AUGGUAGUUUGGAGGUCUCCAUCAGCAAAUAUCACACAAAUAAAAAUGAUGGAUUCAUUGGAAGCUUUAAAAGAAAUUGAAGGUAUGACGAGUCUCGCAGAAAAAGAAAUUAAGGAGAUAUCAAUGAUUGCAUGGAAGAAUGCACAUGAUAUGAGGCCUGUAACCCUUGCUGCACUCGCAAACAGUAAAACUUCAAGACCCCACAAUACGCUUAGCAAAAUGAGAUAUAGAAAUAUGACAAGUGCAGCGAAAUCGUUAGAUAUAUUAAGACAAAAUUUGCAGGCUGCUAUCAAUAAAGAAAUCGAUUUAGUUAUAAAGAAGUAUUUAGAGAAAUUUUUUCAGCCUGCUGUAAGAAAUAUCCGCGAGAAUCUUGGCGCAGGAAGCGUGACAGAAGACCUGAUUAGAGAAGUAUGCAGGGCUAUGCUUGAAGAAGCAAAACAGAUGUAUUGCUCUGUUACACUGCACAAGAGCACUUCCCCCCCCGCAGACACUGAGUUCCAAACACCAGAUCAAAUCUCAAUGAGAAAAAGAAAGGCUUCUGAUAGCGAAAGAGAAAUCCCAGAAAGGAGCAGGGCCUAUCCUCCUUUUAUCAAAUGGGAUCCAUCCAGGGUUAAUAAAGACACUCAGUUCAUCCUAUCAACGACCGCGUCCAAGAUUCUAGGCUACAUGUCCUUGAAGGGUCGCAUGGGCCUAAAAAAUCCUGAUCUGGUGAAGUACAUGGUCGACCAGGACGACCGUGAAUGGUUGACGACAGCAGGUAUACCAGGGCUAAUGCAAGGCACGCCAAAUGUGGCACUUUUUCUUCUAGAAGAUAUUGUUCAACUAGCUAAUUUUGAAGAAUAUAGGAGUAAUGCGUUACUACAUGCACACGAGUUGAAGGGUUUUGUAUUACCUGAUUUUAUUCAGCGGAAAGUUAGAGCUUACAUGACUUUAAUGAGGACUAAGUACAUAGAACCUGAGGUGACGGCGCCUCUUCCUUCACCUCCGCCAGAUCCUCUAGAGAGGAUUUCACCACAUUUCCUCGACGAUAUACCUCUUGCUUAUGAUGAAUUACAUCUCCUGGAUUCAUCGGAGUCGACAUUACAAGAGCUAUCCCCUUCCAUUAGUGAAGAUGCGAUAUUUGGCCUUAAUUGUAUAGAUCCAUGUAACACAUUACAAUCAGUAGAAGAAAAUCAACCAACAAUACAAAUGAGUGUUGGUGUUGGUGUUGAAUGCUUACCAUCCAUCAUAACACCAUUAGCGAUGCUUGAAACAGGUGGCCUGGUAGAACUGGAACCAUCAUUCAUGGCAAUCAGGGGAGGAGAAACUGAGGAUUAG
Molecule: messenger RNA, 1317 nt
Organism: Nezara viridula (southern green stink bug)
Lineage: Eukaryota; Metazoa; Arthropoda; Insecta; Hemiptera; Pentatomidae
Source: the annotation of a GenBank genome assembly